AAGAAUAAUUUUACAAAAAAGAAAAAAAUUGUGCACGAAAAUAAACAUCCUCCUAUUCCUGGCUUGGCUUUAGCAUUAUUAUGAUUAUUUUUUGUUAAAAUUGGUGGUGUGGACAUAAGUCACAUUUGUCCGCCUUAUCCUUUACGAGCACCCGCCCAAUCUGAGACUCUCUCUCUCUCUGAAACAUACUUACCAAUGUCCAUAUACCAUUUUGGAUGGACUAAGCUGCCACCUACUCCCCCCUCCCCUCUUCCUCGUUCGAAUUGCACCCAUUUAGUCCACACUACUCCCAGAACUUCCCCUACCAUUGGAGCUCUGAAACUCUGCCCCAGGCAGAGGCAGGUUCCCACCACUCGCUGCCGGGCGCGGCGUAGAGCCCGAUCCGGUUAUCGAGACGAGGAGGAGGAGGAGGAGGAAGAAUACGGGCACAAUGCAGAGAUAGCAAUGCUGGAAUUGUACACUCAAUCUGCAAAGGAUGAGGCACUUGUUGUGAGAGCAAUGGUGGAUGAGGAGGAAGAAGCUGAGGUUCUCAUCUUUAAGGGAUUUUCGUCAUGCUUGAGCUAUGGCACUUCUCCAGACCCAUCAAAAAGUGUUGUUCCAGCAAGAGCAGUGAUAAAGUCCAUUGACAGAAUUAAGGGGCCUUUUGACCCUUCCAAUAUCCAAUACAUUGAAGAAGGAUUGAGUUGGGAAACUUUCAAAAUCCGCCUCCAAUCCGUUUAGUGUUCCAUUCCAUUGGUAUUGUUGUGAUGUUUUUAUCGAUAUUACCUUUUGUUUCA
Diospyros lotus (date-plum) is the source of this 776-nucleotide messenger RNA. RefSeq lists its product as uncharacterized. The transcript is spliced from 2 exons. Gene Ontology annotation, cellular component: chloroplast. The coding region runs from base 196 to 720 and encodes 174 amino acids. The record is from RefSeq and is a predicted model, not a curated record. Lineage: Eukaryota; Viridiplantae; Streptophyta; Magnoliopsida; Ericales; Ebenaceae.